AUGACAACUGAUCCUGAUAUGCUGGAAAAAUGUGCACAGAUCGUUGCCAAUGCACAACGUAUAGUUUGCUUUACUGGUGCAGGUAUGUCGGCAGAAUCAGGUAUUGAAACUUUUCGUGGUGGGAGUGGCUUAUGGAAUGGUGCUCUGGGUUAUAUUGUAUUGGGAUGGUUUGGUACACCAUUUGGUUGGAAAUGGACUCCUGGCUUUGCUUGGAGUCAAUAUAUUAACAGAUUUUAUAAUCCAAUACGUGAUGCACAACCAAAUGAAGGUCAUAGAGCCCUUGUGCGUUUACAAAAAAUAUAUCCUGAUAUGUCUAUCAUCACACAAAAUGUAGAUGGUUUACAUCAGAGAGCCGGCUCUAAUUCUGAUCGGGUGUUUGAGGUACACGGAACUGUUCAACGUAGUCGAUGUGUUACCAACGGCCAUAUUUAUGAUUUUGAGGGAGAAACUAAUCUCCCAAGGACGUCUCCUACGUGUCGUGUGCAAGGAUGUCGUUCUACUUUACGUCCUGAUUGUGUAUUAUUUACAGAAAGCUUGCCACGAGAUCAAUGGAUGGGUGCAGAGAUAGCUACACAAGAACUAGGACACGACGAUGUGAUGAUCAUUGUUGGUACUUCUGCUCAAGUGUACCCUGCUGCUGGAUUACCGGAAUCGGCUUCACGAAGAGGUGCCACGUUGAUCGAUGUGAACUUAGAAAGAACAAAUUACUCUAAUUUGAAAAAUUAUCAAUAUUUAGGUGGCACUGCUGCAACAAGUUUACCAGCGCUGGUUGAGAGAGUAGAACAACUCAAAAAAAAAUAA
Messenger RNA from Rotaria socialis, 801 nucleotides. The record is from the annotation of a GenBank genome assembly. NCBI's taxonomy places the organism in Eukaryota, Metazoa, Rotifera, Eurotatoria, Philodinida, Philodinidae.